UAGUAGGCACAUGGAGAAACCUAUUGUAUUACACCAUCAAGUUGUGAAACAUUUAUUAAGGUAUGUUAAAGGUACAAUUAGUCUCGGACUUGUGUACUCAAAGGGAGCUGAAAAAGAAGUAAUCCUCGGGUUUUCAGAUAGUAAUCUGGCCGGGGAUAUAGAGGAUAGGAAGAGCACUGGCGGGAUGGCCUUCUACCUCAAUAACAACCUUGUUACUUGGGCCUCACAGAAGCAGCGGAGUGUUGCAUUGUCCUCAUGUGAAGCUGAAUUUAUGGCGGCGAGUGCGGUAGCUUGCCAGGGAAUAUGGUUGCGUGGGUUACUUAGUGAUCUGAUACUUAACAAGGUUGAUCCUGUCACAAUUUAUGUUGAUAAUAAAUCCGCAAUUGCACUAAUGAAGAAUCCAAUGUUCCACGGGAGGAGCAAGCAUAUUGAUAUUCGUUUUCACUUCAUUCGUGAAUGCGUGGAAAGAGGAGAAAUCGUGGUUCAGCAUGUGUGCACCGAAGAACAGCGAGGUGAUAUACUCACCAAGGCAUUAUCAAGAAUUAAAUUUGCAGAAAUGUGUGAGCUGCUUGGAGUCAAAGAUCUCACCUGAUCAAGUUUGGAUUAAGGGAGAGAAUGUUGGAAUUAGUCCAAACUUGUUCCUAAAAUCUUGGGCAUAACCCAUGAUCCAAUCUUAUUGCUUAGUUGGUUAGUUUGUUUUUCCUGAUUUUUAGAAUAGUGGGUAGUGCUCGGUUAACUAGUUACUUCUCUUUAUUUAAAUAGCAGCAGCUUUUGUGAUUAAAAUGUAGUCUGGAGUAUCCUCUUUUGUAAAGUGUCGUUGUUAUCACUUUUACAUAAGCACCAGAGAGUAAUUUUCCUCCUUGCCUUUAAAGUGUUUGAUUAAAUGCCUAAGUGAGAUUUUUCCUUCAAAUUGCAUUUUUCAGUUUGUAGAAAUCCUGGGCUGCAUACAACACGGUGUGUGGCAGGGUGUGCAGUGGCUUUUUGAAAAUACUAGUUUUGUUUCUUGCCGAGACAAAUCCAAAUCCAACGAUAUAGCAUAUUUCAAUUCCGUGCCCAAUUGAUGUUCUGUAUAAUUGUAUGGUGCGUCAUAAAAAGUGAAGAAUGAAGUUGGUAAUUAAGUUAUUCACAAAAAAAGCAUAUUUCAAUUUCGGGCCAAGCUGAAAAACACGAAUUUUCUGGCCACUAGUUUUUUUUUCGAAAGAAAAAUACUUCCUCCGUUCUUUUUAAUUGCAACGGUCCACUUUUCACAUUUGCCAACGCACAAGUUUGACAAUUAAUAUCUUUCAUUCCUUAUUAGUAAAAAAAUAACAAAUUCAUAGUAUGAA
This is a messenger RNA of Cuscuta epithymum, 1325 nucleotides long. The record is from the annotation of a GenBank genome assembly. Lineage: Eukaryota; Viridiplantae; Streptophyta; Magnoliopsida; Solanales; Convolvulaceae.